Pseudoliparis swirei is the source of this 1707-nucleotide messenger RNA. It is a transcript of the gene fosab, whose product is annotated as v-fos FBJ murine osteosarcoma viral oncogene homolog Ab. Gene Ontology annotation, molecular function: DNA-binding transcription factor activity, RNA polymerase II-specific; RNA polymerase II cis-regulatory region sequence-specific DNA binding. The coding region runs from base 95 to 1213 and encodes 372 amino acids. The record is from RefSeq and is a predicted model, not a curated record. NCBI's taxonomy places the organism in Eukaryota, Metazoa, Chordata, Actinopteri, Perciformes, Liparidae. Gene Ontology annotation, biological process: regulation of transcription by RNA polymerase II. Gene Ontology annotation, cellular component: nucleus. The transcript is spliced from 4 exons.
AGCUGAAUUUGGUAGUUUCUCCCAAUCCUACGAAAGAAUUUCCUCAAGUUUUUUAAAUUGUCUGGAUCUCCCGACUUGUUCUUUUGGGGGAAAGAUGAUGUUUACCUCUUUCAACACGGAGUGCGAUUCCUCCUCUCGCUGCAGCACCGCUUCUCCUUCCGGGGACACUCUGGGAUACUACCCGUCUCCAGCGGGAUCUUACUCCAGCAUGGGAUCUCCCCAAUCUCAGGAUUUCACCGACCUGACAGCAUCAAGUGCCUCCUUCAUCCCCACCAUCACAGCUAUUUCAUCAAGCCCCGAUCUGCAGUGGCUGGUCCACCCUUUGAUCUCCUCAGUGGCCCCUUCUCACCGAGCUCCCCCCUACAGCUCCAGCCCUAGCCCUGCAUACUCUGUACCAGGCAUGAGGUCUUCAUCCAGGGGGCAUAACUCCAACAAGAGGGGCAGAAUGGAACAGGUGACACCUAUGGCGGAUGAGAAGAAAACAGUUCGCAGAGAGCGAAACAAGCAGGCAGCAGCAAAAUGCCGCAACAGGAGGAGAGAGCUCACAGACACUCUGCAAGCUGAAACCGAUCAGCUCGAGGAUGAGAAGUCCAGCAUACAGAACGAUAUUUCUAAUCUUCUAAAGGAGAAGGAAAGGCUUGAGUUCAUUCUGGCUGCCCAUCACCCCAUCUGCAAAAUUCCCUCAGCGCUGGACACCGACUUCUCCGUGAUCUCCAUGUCCCACCCCUGCCUCUCCACUGAGAUGUCGACACAGACCAUCAUCUCAAAGGCAACUCCUAUCGCUUCUCGUCAGCCAACCUUCACCUCAACCUCCAACUCCAUCUUCUCCAGCAGCGCGAUCAAGAUUUCAGACCUGGAUUCCUCCGUCCUGGAGGAGUCUCUGGAUCUGCUGGCAAAGAAGGAGACGGAAAUGGAAACGGAGAUGGAGACGGAGACGGCGCGGUCAGUGCCGGAGGUGGACCUGUCCAACACCCUCUACACAACUCAGGACUGGGAGAACCUUCACGCCUCAGCCAAUAACAGUGACUUUGAGUCCCUGUGCACGCCCGUGGUCACCUGCACACCAUCAUGCACCACCUACACAUCAUCCUUUGUGUUUACCUUCCCAGAGGCAGAGACCUUCCCCACCUGUGGCAUCGCCCACAGGAGAGGAAGCGGCAGCAACGACCAGUCCUCUGAUUCCCUCAGCUCCCCAACCCUGCUGGCCCUUUAAAUACUCUCCCAACAAUAAGUGGACUUCCUAUCAAGCACAUGUGUACGAGAUAGAUGUGCAGAGCACAGGACUAUUGAAAGGACUUUUACCAGGAAGCAAAUUCUUUACAAUUUUAUUUGCCUUAAUAUAUACUUGCCUAUUACACCGAUGUAGCAAGUUUUAAAAAGCAUGUUUCAACUAAUACCACCUAGUCGUAUUGAGUUCAUAUGAUUGUAAUGGUGCUAUAGAUAACAAAACGUGUUGUAGUGUUGUGUUCAGAGCAAUAGUUAUUAUUGAUCCAGUUUGUUUUCUGGUUGAUGGAAUGUGAGAAUAAUUGUGAACUGUUUGUGAAAAGAAAGAAGAAAAAAAACUUAAAACUGAUGUGUUUUGUCUUAACCAUGAUGGUCUUUUCUGUGAAAACAUGAGUGGUUAUAAUUUAUUAAAUUUAUUUUUUUACAUAGAGUGAAGAAGAAUGUUGUUUGUAAAAUAUGUAAAUAAAAAAUAGUGAUCUUUAA